AUGAGGUCGUUGUGGGUUUUGUUUGGGGCGUUCGUAUUGGCAGUCACAGCAGUUCAUGUCGCCGGUCAGCAAGAAGGUUUCCUGAGCAUCGACUGCGGCCUGGAUGCCAAAUUCAGCGGGCGCAAGGACACCCACACAGAUAUCGCCUACGUCUCCGAUGGUCCGUACGUCGACGGCGGGGAGAACCGCAGGGUGGCCGCCGAGUUCGAUACUCCUAGCGCGUCACUCGAGGACCUCCGCACGCUCAGGAGUUUCCCGUCCGGCCUACGGAACUGCUACACGCUCCCCACCAAGAGCGGCGCCAAGUACCUUGUCCGGAUGGUAUUCUUCCACGGGAACUACGACGGCAAGCCAGCCGUGUUCGACCUGCACCUUGGCACCAACUACUGGGAUACGAUGACGAUCCGAAACAUGACUGACACCCAGUACUGGUGGUCCGAGGCGAUCUUCAUCGCGUGGGCGAGCUCGGUGCCGGUCUGCCUGGUGAACACCGGCGGCGGUACGCCGUUCGUCAACACGGUGGAGCUGAGGCCUCUCGGUGCCUCGCUUUACCCGGACCUCACCAUCGACGGCUCCAUGUCCACGUAUGGAAGGAUAAAUACAGGGGGGAACUUUACCAGGUUUCCUGACGAUCCAUACGACCGCUACUGGGGUUUGAGAACCAUGUCGUCAUGGGCAAAACUUUCCACCAAAGAGACCAUCAAGCAGGAUGACGUGUUCGUGGUACCCAUCCCCAUUCUUCAGACAGUCGUCGCUCCUAUCAACAAUGGCACGGUGCUACACGUCAAUACAUGGGUAUCAUACAAAACAUCAUCCGAGUUUAAGUUCAUCCUACACUUCGCCGACAUUCAAAACGCCCAGCUCCGGCUGUUCGACAUCUACAUGAACAACGACGAGUGGUAUCCGAAUUACAGCCCCCCGUACCUGGCCGCUGGUCAUGUGCGUAAUACUGAAUGGUAUAAGACCACGGACGGCCAGUACAAUAUCACUCUUGCAGCCACCAAUACAUCCAUGCUGCCUCCGAUGCUCAAUGCAUACGAGGGUUACCUGCGCAUCCCCCACGAUACUCCGAGGACGUUCUCGGAAGACUUUGACGCAAUGAUGGCUAUCAAACUUGAGUACGGAGUAAGGAAAAAUUGGAUGGGUGAUCCAUGUUUUCCGGAGAAAUACCGAUGGAAUGGCGUGAAGUGUAGCGACGUAACUGAUAACACUACGAGGAUAAUAUCUCUUGAUCUGUCCAACAACAACAUGAGUGGAUUGGUAUCUGAUAACUUCACAUUGCUCACAGAACUCCGGUUUCUAGAUUUGUCUGGCAACAAUCUGAACGGACCAAUUCCAUAUUCCCUUUGUAAAAGGAAUCCAGGAUCACUCGUUUUCAGAUACGAGUCCGGUGAAGAUAUGUGCAACAAAACAAUAAGUUCGACUCCAUCAACAAAUAGAACAACUAUAAUUUCUAUUUCGGUAGUGGUUCCAUUGGUGGUAGUGGUUGUACUUGUUCUUUCGUAUUUGAUCUGGAGAGGGAAGAAAAAGCCUAAAUUUUCUAUACAGGAUUCUCCUAGAGAGCAAGAACUCGAGAGUGCCCUCAGAAGUACAAAAAGUCAGGGUGGUCACCUGCAAAAUACCGAGAAUCGACGAUUCACAUACAAGGAUCUGGAGAAGUUUACAAAUAAAUUCCAACGGUCCAUUGGGAAAGGAGGUUUUGGGCUCGUGUACUACGGCCGUUUAGAAGACAAUACUGAGGUUGCUGUCAAGAUGCGUUCUGAAUCAUCCUCGCAUGGGCUUGACGAGUUCUUAGCGGAGGUCAAUAGCUUGACAAAGGUGCAUCACAGGAAUCUAGUUUCUUUGGUUGGUUACUGCUGGGAGAAGGAGCAUUUGGCGCUGGUUUAUGAGUACAUGUCCCAGGGAAAUCUUUGUGACCAUCUAAGAGGGAAAAAUGGUGCCGAUGAACCCUUGAGUUGGGCGACACGUGUACGAGUUGUGCUCGAAGCAGCACAAGGCUUGGAUUAUCUGCACAAGGGAUGUAGCUUGCCAAUAAUUCACCGGGAUGUGAAAACCAACAACAUCCUCAUAGGUCAAAACCUACAGGCUAAAAUAGCUGAUUUUGGACUUUGCAAGACCUAUCUUAGCGACAUGCAGACCCACAUAUCAACCAAUGCGGCUGGGACAGCAGGUUACAUGGACCCCGAGUACUAUCACACUGGCUGGCUCAGUGAGAGCAGUGAUGUGUAUAGCUUCGGUGUAGUUCUCCUUGAGGUGGCCACCGGUGAGCCUCCAGUACUGCCGGGCCAUGGCCACAUUGUUCAGCGUGUGAAGCAGAAGAUUGCCACCGGUAACGUUACCACAGUGGCUGAUGCCCAUCUUAGAGGUGAAUAUGAUGUCAACUCCAUGUGGAAACUUGUCGACACCGCCAUGGCGUGCACGGCGGAUGCUGCAGUUCGCAGGCCGACAAUGGCCGCUGUGGUAGCGCAACUGAAAGAGAGCCUUGCGUUGGAGGAAGCUCGUGAGGACAGUAGCGUCAUAGGGAGCAUCGCGAGUACUACUGGUGCCCCGAUGCCUGAGUUUGGACCAUCGGCAAGAUGA
Triticum aestivum (bread wheat) is the source of this 2580-nucleotide messenger RNA. RefSeq names its product probable LRR receptor-like protein kinase At1g51890. Gene Ontology annotation, molecular function: ATP binding; protein kinase activity; protein binding. Gene Ontology annotation, biological process: protein phosphorylation. Lineage: Eukaryota; Viridiplantae; Streptophyta; Magnoliopsida; Poales; Poaceae. The transcript has 12 exons. The record is from RefSeq and is a predicted model, not a curated record. Bases 1 to 2580 code for a protein of 859 amino acids.